CGGCCGCCCCGAGUCCCCGCGGGCUUUCGGGCGCGGGUCGGGCCCGCGCGGGCGGUGGCCAUGAACUUCUCCGAGACGUUCAAACUCUCCAACCUGCUCUGCAAGUUCUCCCCGGACGGCAAGUACCUGGCUUCCUGUGUGCAGUACCGGCUAGUCGUCCGGGAUGUGAGCUCCCUGCAGAUCCUGCAGCUGUACACGUGCCUGGACCAGAUCCAGCACGUGGAGUGGUCUGCGGACUCGCUCUUCAUCCUGUGCGCCAUGUACAAGCGGGGGAUUGUGCAGGUCUGGUCCCUGGAGCAGCCAGAGUGGCACUGCAAGAUCGACGAGGGCUCAGCGGGGCUGGUGGCUUCGUGCUGGAGCCCGGACGGCCGGCACAUCCUCAACACCACCGAGUUCCAUCUGCGGAUCACCGUCUGGUCCCUGUGCACGAAGUCCGUGUCUUACAUCAAGUACCCCAAAGCCUGCCAUCAGGGAAUCACCUUCACCAGGGACGGCCGCUACAUGGCCCUGGCGGAGAGGCGGGACUGCAAAGACUACGUGAGCGUCUUCGUGUGCAGCGACUGGCAGCUCCUGCGGCACUUCGAUACGGACACCCAGGACCUGGCGGGGAUCGAGUGGGCGCCCAACGGCUGCGUGCUGGCAGCGUGGGACACGUGCCUGGAGUACAAGGUCCUGCUGUACUCGCUGGACGGCCGGCUGCUGUCCGCCUACUGCGCCUACGAGUGGUCGCUGGGCAUCAAGUCUCUGGCCUGGAGCCCCAGCAGCCAGUUCCUGGCCGUCGGGAGCUACGAUGGAAAGGUGCGCGUCCUUAACCAUGUGACGUGGAAGGUGCUCACCGAGUUCGGGCACCCAGCGACCAUCAGUAACCCCAGGAUCGUUGUUUACAAGGAAGCCGAGAAGAGCCCACAGCUGGCGCUGGGCGCCCUGCCCUUCCCACCACCCUGGCCAGCGGCCCGGCCGCCCUCGAGCUCCGACAGCAAGUACGACGUCGUGGCCGUGCCCGUGGCCCUGCAGACGCUGAAGCCCGUGGCGGACCGGGCGAACCCCAGGGUCGGCGUGGGCAUGCUGGCCUUCAGCGCUGACAACUGCUUCCUGGCGACGCGGAACGACAACGUCCCCAAUGCCGUGUGGAUCUGGGACAUCCGGAAGCUGCGGCUCUUCGUGGUGUUGGAGCAGCUGGGCGCCGUGCGCGCCUUCCAGUGGGACCCGCAGCAGCCGCGGCUGGCCAUCUGCACGGGAGGCCGCAGGGUGUACCUGUGGUCCCCGGCCGGCUGCGUGUCGGUGCAGGUGCCCGGGGAAGGUGACUUCCCGGUGCUUUCUCUGUGCUGGCACUGCAGCGGGGACUCCCUGGCCCUGCUCAGCAAGGACCACUUCUGUCUCUGCUUCCUGGAGACCGAGGAGGGGUUUGGCGCAGCCCCCGGACGGCGGGGUGGCCGCACGUAGGCCGCGUGGGGCUGGAUGGCGGGGUGGCCGCACGUAGGCCGCGUGGGGCUGGACGGCGGGGUGGCCGCACGGAGGCCGCGUGGGGCUGGAAGGCGAGGUGGCAGCACGGAGGCCGCCAGGUGGGCACGGAGGCGGCCAGGGCGGUUCCCAGCCUGGGGAGGGGCGGAGCCUCUCCGCAGGGUUCCCCAGCCUGGACGCCGCAUUCCACAGUUUGGUUCUAUUUUUCUAUAGCAAAGCAUUUUUGUAAAUAUGUAGGUAUUCAAUG
Molecule: messenger RNA, 1708 nt
Organism: Lepus europaeus (European hare)
Lineage: Eukaryota; Metazoa; Chordata; Mammalia; Lagomorpha; Leporidae
Gene: WRAP73
Product: WD repeat containing, antisense to TP73
Exons: 12
Coding region: 61-1443 (460 amino acids)
Biological process (GO): microtubule anchoring at mitotic spindle pole body; protein localization to mitotic spindle pole body; mitotic sister chromatid segregation
Cellular component (GO): mitotic spindle; microtubule organizing center; MWP complex
Molecular function (GO): protein binding
Source: RefSeq, a predicted model, not a curated record